Messenger RNA from Fonsecaea nubica, 873 nucleotides. RefSeq lists its product as hypothetical. The transcript has a single exon. Bases 1 to 873 code for a protein of 290 amino acids. The record is from RefSeq and is a predicted model, not a curated record. Lineage: Eukaryota; Fungi; Ascomycota; Eurotiomycetes; Chaetothyriales; Herpotrichiellaceae.
AUGGCCACCUACGAAACCGCCGAGGACAAAUUCGUCACCAUUCAUGGCAUCAAGCACGCCUACCGCCGAUUCGGCCAGACCAGCGGCACGCCGCUGUUCCUCCACGUCCACUUCCGCGGCAACAUGGACUGGUGGGAUCCGGUCUUCGUCAACGACCUCGCGGCCCGGCGGCCGAUCCUGCUGGUCGACAACACGGGCGUGGGCCGCAGCGAGGGCGAGGUCGGGGCCACGUUCGCGGCGUGGGCGCAGACCAUCAUCGACGUGGCGGCCGCGCUGGACAUUCCGAAACUCGACGUCCUGGGCUUCUCCAUGGGCGGCUUCGUCGCGCAGCGCAUGGCCUUGCAGGCGCCGAGCCUGGUGCGUCGACUGGUCGUGGCCGGCGCGGGCCCUUCGGCCGGCGAGGGCGUCGUGGGCGGCGACCCGAAGCACUUCACCGAGGUCGCCAGCGCGUCAACCCCCGCCGAGUCGAACCUGGGCCUGAUGCACACGUUCUUCUCGCCGUCGGCGGCGAAACAGGCCCUGGCCGCGUCGUGGAUCGAGCGCAUGGAGAAGUCCCGCCCCCACCGCGCCCCCCUGCUCGACGCGGCGGGCACUUCGCGACAGAUCGCCGCCGUGCAGCGCUGGUUCUCCGGCGAUUUCCGCGACGAGGGCGCGUUCGACCAGCUCGACCGGCUCGCAGCGACGCCCACGCUCGUGGCCAACGGCUCGGACGACCUGCUCGUCCCCACGGAGAACAGCAUCGUGCUGUGGCGCCGCCUCACCGCCGGCGGGUGCGACGCCUCCCUGCACCUGUACCCGGACUCGGGCCACGGGUUUUUGGACGAGUACAACACCCAUUUUGCGCGGUUGGUCAAUGAUUUCUUGGACGAGUAG